AUGGGGAUGAGAGGCGGCUUUGGGCCUACUCCACUGAUGCCGGAAUCCAGUAGACAUCAGUCAGGUGAUUGGCGACAAUCAUUAGCGGCUUUGUUAUGCAUACUAUUGUGUUUCGUUGUUUUGCUUUCUGUAUGUUGUGCUGGAAUAUAUCUGAUCAAAGAUAAACCUGUUUACGAGGAAUUAAUUGAUUACUUGGACAAAUCGAUUGCAAUCAGUAAAAUUAAUUAUAAUCAACAACUUGGAUUUUUUGAACUCGCAGAAAAUGAACUGCAAAUAUUAGAACAGCAUCGAAUGCUAUUUUUUGUGCUAGCAGUAUUAUACUGUGUAACGGAGGUGCAUGUAUUGGCAUUUAUGAUUUUUCCAUAUGCAUCAUUGCUACCAACUGUCACCGAGAAUUUAUUGAAUCACGCGAUACCGUACAAUCCUGGUGGAUUAGUACAGAUGGAACAAAGACUUGGAUGUAUCUUUGAUUUAAAUCUUUACGCAGCACAAAAAAGGAAGCAGAAUCCAUCGAAUACUUGCGAUCCAUACAUUUCGUCAGCUUUCAUAGGAAAAGGCACACUUUGGACAUUGUUAGUCCUACGUUUAAUACCAGUGGUCUUUUUCGUAGUAUUAAUUAGCAAAAAGGUGGCAUUAAGUGAGGCAUUGGCAUCGGUAGCACAACGAUUUCGAGCAGCAAUAAGGUCUGGCAAUCCAAGGAGCAAAAAAGUAAAUUAUAAACAAAAUUUUACGAACGGUAAAAGGACAAUAAUAGGUGUUCCAUCAUCAACAACAACAACCACUCGGCCCAAUGUUGCAUCAUCACAGCCAGCUCUAUCAUUGCCUGCCGAUAACGAUCACAGCACAAGCUACAAUAAUGCCGCAUUUUUUGCGACAUCGGGCGCACCUGGUCUAACUGGCUUAAAUAGCUCAAGAAGUAGCGAAAUAUCAAGAAGUGAUGCUAUCGAUUUGUACAGGCCAUCGGUGCAGACAAGUAGUAGUAUAAUGUCAGAGGUUUAA
Acanthocheilonema viteae is the source of this 999-nucleotide messenger RNA. The record is from the annotation of a GenBank genome assembly. Lineage: Eukaryota; Metazoa; Nematoda; Chromadorea; Rhabditida; Onchocercidae.